Chanos chanos (milkfish) is the source of this 1011-nucleotide messenger RNA. RefSeq names its product nociceptin receptor. Bases 1 to 1011 code for a protein of 336 amino acids. Gene Ontology annotation, molecular function: nociceptin receptor activity; neuropeptide binding. Gene Ontology annotation, cellular component: neuron projection; plasma membrane. The transcript has 4 exons. Gene Ontology annotation, biological process: neuropeptide signaling pathway; sensory perception of pain. The record is from RefSeq and is a predicted model, not a curated record. NCBI's taxonomy places the organism in Eukaryota, Metazoa, Chordata, Actinopteri, Gonorynchiformes, Chanidae.
AUGUACAACGACACUCAUAUCCAAGCCAACUUGAGCACAUAUGAUGACUCGGAAGGACUUCUGACAACGAGCGUUAAGAUCACUAUUGUUGUGGUUUACAUGGUUGUAUGCGUGGUGGGACUAAUCGGCAACUGCCUGGUCAUGUAUGUCAUUAUAAGGUUCACAAAGAUGAAGACAGCCACCAACAUCUACAUCUUUAAUCUGGCUUUGGCAGACUUCCUGGUAUUGUUCACUUUGCCCUUCCAAGGCACUGAUGUCUUGCUUGGCUUUUGGCCCUUUGGCCUUAGUCUGUGCAAGGUUGUUGUGGCCAUUGACUAUUACAACAUGUUCACAAGCACGUUCACUCUAACCAUCAUGAGUGUGGACCGUUACAUUGCCGUAUGCCAUCCGGUACGUUCUCUGGCUGUGCGCACGCCCCACAGGGCUAAACUGGUCAAUGUAGCUGUGUGGUUGCUGGCCUCUGGUAUCGGCGUGCCGGUCAUGGUGAUGGGGCAGGAGGAGGUGGAGCCAAAUGGUAGUAUUGAGUGCAUGGUGGUACUACCUGACCCUCAAGACUUCUGGGAUCCCAUAUUUGGGACCUGUGUGUUCACCUUCUCCUUUGCGGUUCCUGUGGCAAUAAUCAGCAUCUGUUAUGGCUUGAUGGUUCGACGCCUGCGGAGUGUGCGUGUCUUCUCGGGCUCGCGGGAGAAGGACAGGAACCUGAGGAGGAUUACUCUUAUGGUAUUGGCUGUGGUUGCUGCCUUUGUGGUUUGCUGGACGCCUGUUCAAGUUCUGGCUCUGAACCAGGCCCUGGGGAAGGUGGACCUCGGAGGUAGUCAUGCCAUGGUGACUCUUAUGCACUUUUGCAUUGCACUUGGCUAUGCCAAUAGUAGCCUAAACCCUGUCCUAUAUGCUUUUCUGGACGAGAACUUCAAACGCUGUUUCCGUGAGUUCUGUCUUCCAGCCAGCUCUGCGGGAACGGGUCGCGGUGGCAGCAGAUUGAGAAGUCGCCCCAACCCGCCACCAGUGUAG